AUGCCCAAAGCUCCGUCGGAUGCUGUGAGUGUGGGACCUGAAGAUGAUGCCCCAGCGCAUGAUAUCGGAUUGGGAGAGAUAUCCUUGGUUGAAGAUUCCAUGGAUGAGGAUGGUCCGGCAUAUGAUCUAGGACUUGACAAUUUCAAAGAUGUCAUUGAUCUAAUGAAUGAAGAUGGACUGGCUUAUGAUCUUGGGUGGGGAGUUGGGCCCACGACCCAAGCGAAAGAUAUAAUCGAUCUUACAAAUUCUUCCCCCACGCCCAUGGACUUGGACCCAGAUGGCAGUAAUGAGAGCGAUGAAUCCACUGGGGAUACACCGGAUCGUGAUGCAAGCACUCCAGCCGAGCGCAUGAGGUUCCGGUACAAUCAUCGGAUGAAGGCAAUCAGCAACGACAUGAAUGCCCGAACCCGGGUUACCAAUAUAGGCGAUGACAUGUGCAAGCUGCACCAGCUCAUCCAAAUUCAACGCGGGUUGCUCAAAACCGUGAAUCAUGUCAUUGGAUCUCUGGAGGAUGCGGCAAAGUAG
Suillus subalutaceus is the source of this 525-nucleotide messenger RNA. RefSeq lists its product as uncharacterized. The record is from RefSeq and is a predicted model, not a curated record. Bases 1 to 525 code for a protein of 174 amino acids. NCBI's taxonomy places the organism in Eukaryota, Fungi, Basidiomycota, Agaricomycetes, Boletales, Suillaceae. The transcript has 4 exons.